UGAUGUAGUCGCAACUAAUGCGGUCAGUGACUCACGCUUCUUUGACGUAUAUUUUUAUUUUAUUUUCAAAUAAUUCAGUAUUAUUCAUGUAAUAUAAUAAUUAAGUUUAAAGUAAUAGAGUUGUGUUUAUAUUAUUAUGUUUGUUUUAUAAGAUAAGAAGGUUACAAGCUUGAAGAAAAAGUGAUUGUUGUGCGUGUUUAUUUUACGUAAGGAACAAAACAAAAGGUUACGAUGGCCGAAAAGAAAAUUCAAGAAAAUCCACUCCCAGAGGACCAACCAGCAGAGACAGUGGACAAACCUAAAGACAUGGUACCAAAACCCGUCCCAGACAAGCCUGCCACCAGUGUACCAGUGCCAGUGGCCACAGCUCCGGAGGUGACACCUCGGCUGACCACUCCAGUGUUCUCAAAGACUUCUCCCAAUGACCUGUACAGGAGACUGCUGCCCGCUAUGCUGUUUGUCCUGACUUUUGUUACUGUUAUGACUAUGCUACUCAUCUAUAUGGAUACAGUUGCGCUGGGUGCCCAGAAGUUCCGCGCGAACAUGUCGCGAGACUACGAGCUGGCGAACAUAGCGCAGGGCUCCGCGGCGCUCGUGGCCUUCGUGCAGCAGCUGCACCUGGCGCCGCGCCACGCCACGCCGCCCUCGCACCCGCCGCCCGAACCCACGCCGCAGAUCGAGGUCAUGGACAGACUCUUUGGUGAAAUUUACAACGGCACGUUCGUGGAGUUCCUGCCCCGCGGGCCGCGGUCGCAGACGUCGGAGUACCUGGAGCGCGCGCGCGGCUGGGACGGGCUGCUGGUGCGGGCGGCGGCGCGCGACUACCUCGCGCUGCGCGGCGCCGCCCGGGCGCUGCACGCCUGUCUCAGCCCCACUGCACAUCCUAGGGAGGUGACGUACCAGGAGACGGAGCGGUCGGAGGCGGUGUUCCGUUCGCGCGUGCUGUGCCUGCCGCUGUACACGGUACUGCUGGCGGGCGACGCGGCCGCCGCGCAGCUGCUGCAGCUGGCCGGGGACAACGCGCUGCCCGCGCUCACGCAUCUGCCCUUCCACGACCCGCGUCUGCAUCUGCAGAUGAUAGAAGUGGAAUUCACAGACAAUGCGAUCCGUAACAAGACGACCCAGUUCCUGCUGUCCAAGAACUACACGGUGGCCGCCUCCUUCGACUCCAGCGUCAUGUACGCACUCAACAACGCCACCAUACACUGAGCGACGCUAGACGGCGCCGCUGACACUUCAUACACCCCCCUUCUUUAUUUCGUAAGUAUUAUUAGAAAGUGUUUGAGUUUUGUAUUAUAUUACAUCAGUUUAGAAACAAAUUUAUUGAUGUUUUGUCAUAAAUGUAUUAUUUUUACAAUCGAUUCUGUUAGUGACUCAAUCAAAUGUUCAAUUAAUUUAUCGUUAUUGUUAAUCGAAUGUGUGGAAUAUUGUUCUCUCAAUCAGAUUUUAGUUUUCGUCGCGUUUAAGUGAAAUUCGUGAAUGUUGUAUCAAUUAAAAAUUUGAUGUUGAUUGUUCCAAGUGUCAGUGGUGCCAUCUAUCGAGCGUCUCGUAAUAUGAGCACAAAAUAACACAAAAAGAGAUCUUAACUGUAAUAAUAAUUUAAUAUUAAUUUCGGUAACAGUGAAGGCGGAACGUUUUAUUUUAAAUAUGUGAUUUAAUUUAGUAUUAAUUUUAAGUGAUUUUAAUUCAGUUCCGUGAUUUCAUGUUCAAGUUUAUGUGGUUUUGAUGUAGAAAACCAUGUUACGUGGUCGAAAUAUUCAAUAAUUUUGGAAAAAUAAGUUAAAUUGUUAAACAUUGGUAUCUAGGGGUCUCGUUGUACAUCGAUUUUGGUUAUUGUUUUAAGCAAAAUCUUACAUUUUUGAACCACAUGAUAUUAAUUGAUUAAAGUUGUAAAACUUUUAGUUAAAGAGACUCCUGGUCAAAAUGGAUGAUAGUUAUAUUACCAGUGAAAGUGCCUUAACACUUGGUUUACAAUGCUGUUUACUCAAUUUCGAACCUGCACUGUUUUACCUACACUCGUAGAUUAUGCUAGAUACUAAUUUGGCUAUGGAGGAAUGUGAAUGUUGUGAUUUAUUGAUACAAGUUGAAAUGUUUCAGUAACUUGCGUUUUGUGGAAUAUUUACUGAUCUCGUUAAUUUUUUCAUUGUCAGUAUUAAGUGGUGAUAACUGUUGUCUAGAAUUCUUAUUCAAUGCAUGUUGCUAAAAAUAACACUAAAUACAAGAAUGUAUAGUGUGUCUAUUUAUUUAUUAUGAAUAUUCUUUUAAUGAGUAUUAUUUUUUCAAUGUUUUGUCGUAAUAAACAUUUCAACUUGUGUCAACCAUGCGAGCCAGAGGAAGUGUGUCGCACUGACAAUAAUAAAGACUAAUAGAGCUAAAAUUAUUGAUUCCCAGCUACUACAUAGUGUAUACUAAUAAUCGUUAAUUUUACAAUUAUUGUAUCAAACCCCAUGGCGCGGGAUAUAAGGCAAUGUCUACAGAAUUUUAACACGUUUGCAAGCGAAAUCAUAGUAUAAAAUUAAUUGUAUUUUGUAUACAAUGUAAUAAAUCAAUAAAUUAUAUAAAAUCAAGUAUUAUAAUGUAUAAUGGUUGUUGAGAUUGUGUAGACAAUUGCUAGAAAUAAAUGUUUGCGUAAGAUACUGAAAGGUUUGUGCUGUAAGGUUGUAAUGAAGGUAGCUUGGUACGCAGCGUUACGCUCUCCACACCGCGAAGUAGAUAGAAUAUACAAUUUAAAUGUCAUUUGACUUAUUUACUUACGUAUGUAUUACUACUAACAGUAGCAAAAAAGCUAAUGGUCUGCCUGAUGAUAAGCAGUCCGGAGCCUAAGUACACUUGCAAUACAAAAAGUAACACGUAAAAAGUAACUUGACUAGUCUCAAGACAUUCUAGGGGCUCAUAUUCAUGAAUAACAUUGCGCGACACACAAGCGAACGAGCUUCAUAAGCUAGUAUGUUUAUACAAAUAUUCUUCAAGGUUUGACAACAAAACAUACAUAAGUACACUACAGUAAGUAAAUAAGUCAACGUGACAAUUUUUUACUCACAAAUACUGAGCGCUUAGAUAAUGUUCUCAAAUGAUUUCACUGCCAUUCGAUAUUCGUGUUUGUGCGUAUUUUACUGCGUCCUACAAUUCCAUCCAGCGUAGUUUUAUUUUAUCUAUUAUUGUAUUCUUAGCUAUAAUUUAUAUACAAGUAAUUAUUAUGAUUGCCUCAAUUUUGAUCUGAUUUUUAUUAAGCUGCACCAUGCCUAAUGUCGUAAUAAUUUCUCAAUGUUUGUAUUGUACCUGUGUUAUGUCUCAAACGGUAAUGUUGUAAAUUAUAAUGGAAAUAAAUAAUUCAAUGUUUGUAUUGCAUGUUAGUCGCGAAGUGGUGCAGUACUACACUAUAAUAUUUAUUUAUAAUUGCAAUGUAUGUAUGUUCGUAAUUUUAUAAUGAUUGUAAUUCGGCAAUGAUUUAUAAGUCAUUCCAUGUUUCUAUUUAAAUUCCAUUUUUUAAUUUUAAUUAUUAAUAAGACUGAAUAAUAUCGAAUAUUUUUUUAAAUCUCAAUGAUCGUAAAGUAUUUAUUUUCCGAGUGAUUCACAAGUAUCACUUCAAUGAAAUGAAGUAAUGAUUCAUUAAUUGUAUUAAUUUUAGCGAUAUAAUUAUAAUUAUGUUAAUUUUAAGUAUAUUUUUGUUUAGGCUUAGUUUAAAUGCGCUCAAUUUUCCACGAAUAAAUUUUAAUGGCUUUAAUUA
Spodoptera frugiperda (fall armyworm) is the source of this 3727-nucleotide messenger RNA. RefSeq names its product protein Star (gene S). The transcript has 6 exons. Lineage: Eukaryota; Metazoa; Arthropoda; Insecta; Lepidoptera; Noctuidae. Bases 232 to 1209 code for a protein of 325 amino acids. The record is from RefSeq and is a predicted model, not a curated record.